AUGGCGUCUGCUCAACCUGAAGCACGCGUCCAGCUUCCUGAGAAGACUGGUGUCUCCACGGCGGCCAGUGGUGCUGAUGCCGGUGGGUCUGAAAAAUCCCAUAUCGAUCUCAAGGGUGUCGAGGAGAUUCGUCCUGAUUACGCAAUCCAGAUUUCUCUUACCAAUUCCAAACCUAAAGAUUUGGCCAAUAUCGAGAAACUGACUUCGGCCUUGGCUUCAGUUGGUCUUUAUUCACAGGUCCGUCAGGGCAAUCUUGGUAAAUCUCUUAUUCUUGUUAAAGCCAGUACUAAAUCUGUUUCUGAAAGAUCAGUUAAAUCAUUGGUCAAGGACUGGCUUCAUGAGAUUCCUACUCCUUCAAUUGAUAGUGCUCAUACUGAUGGGGCCUUGGAACUGUCUGAAUCUCUUAGUCCUUCUGAUAGAUUAAGAAUCAUCUAUGAUGCUAUUACCAAUCCACCCGAAGACGGUGGUGCGGGAGUUCGUCCUCAUUUGGGCGAAUGGUCGUUUGUUGAUAGUAUUUUUGCCCUUCAGGAUUCGGCAUUGAACCGGGAAUGGCUCAAACGUCUUUCUAAGCAAUGGAUCAUUAGAGAUAGCGAGCUGGAUUUCAUCCAGAAACAGUUCGGUGAGAAGAUCGCGCUUUAUUUUGGAUUUUUACAAUUCUAUUUCCUGUGGUCUCUUGUCCCAGCAGUUGUUGGUAUUAUCACUCAGAACUUUUUAGGUGCUUAUUCAACUGUUUAUGCUGUUAUCAAUCUUGUAUGGGGACUUUCGUUUGUUGAAGCAUGGAAACGACGUGAAGAACAAUUAUCAAUUCGUUGGGGUGUUAAAGGAACAAGUGCUAUUGAAGUUCGUAGACUGGAAUUCCAGCCUGAUAGUACUAUUCCAGAUCCUAUUACUGGUGAGUUGCGUCCUUAUUACGCCAGCUGGAAACGGAUCUUGAAGCAAGUUUCGUUUAUUCCAUUUGCACUUACGUUUAUCCUCGUGUUAGUUGCUUUCCAGUCGUCCGUAUUUGUGAUUGAGAUUUUCCUCACUCAAAUUUAUAGUGGUCCUUUCAAGCAAUUCCUUGCUUUUGUUCCCACUAUUCUGCUUGCCGGAUGUACUCCUCAAAUUUCCGCCAUUUAUACAUUUAUUGCCAAGAAAUUGAACGCUUUUGAGAAUCACGAGACUGAAGAGUCGUAUGAACUGGCCUAUACUCAGAAGCAAUUUAUUUUCAACUUUUUUGUUUCCUACAUGGGCCUCUUCUUGACUGCUUAUGUCUAUCUUCCUUUUGGUCACCUUAUUAUUCCUCACCUGGAUUCGCUCCGUCAGCUUCUACAUUUCCAUGCUGGUCAGGAGAUUCCUAUUACUGACGCGUUCGAACUCAAUAAACAUAGACUCCACCAGCAAGUUAUCUACUUUGCUAUUACCGCCCAAGUUGUUUCUUUUGCAAUGGAGACGGUUGUUCCCUAUGUCAAGAGAAUUGUAUUUGGUUAUAUCACCAAGUACACCACCGGUGAGGUUAUUUUUGAUGAUGCUCCCGAGGAAGCCAAGUUCUUGUCUCAAGUGCGUACUCAAGCUGACCUUCCCGAUUACGACGUGCAAGAGGAUUACCGUCAAAUGGUUGUCCAAUUUGGUUACACCAUUUUGUUCUCGCCAGUGUGGGCUUAUUCUCCUUUGGCCUCGUCUAUCAACGUGUGGUUCCAAAUCCGUGGUGAUGCUGCCAAGAUUUGUCUCGAUGGAAGAAGACCCGUGCCUAGAAGAGCUGAAACUAUUGGACCCUGGUUGGGCAACUUGUCGUUUUUGACCUGGUUGUCAAGUUUGACCACUGCCUCGAUCAUUGCCAUGUACUCUGCUCUUAGUAACCAUACCGAUUCUCUGCUCACUGUGGUUGACGAAAAAGCACACCACCAUCCUAUUGUUCAAGCUAAGCCCUGGACUAUUUUGGCAGUUAUUCUUAUCUCUGAACAUGGCUUCUUUGCUGCUCGUUCUCUCAUCAGCGCCAUUGUAAAGAGCAUUCCUACUAAGGAAGGUUUUGAGGCUGGAAAGAACAGAUACGACUUGCGCAAACGUCACUUGAAGAGUGAAGAGAUUAUCAACGCCAACGUCGUCAGUGAGACAAACCCAGUCGAAAAUGAGUGGAAAUCUGUCUCUAAGAGAGAGCUAUCCGACCAGAUUGAAAAGGCCUUGAUCCCUCCAAAGACUCUUAAGGACAAGAAGAAUCAAUAA
Molecule: messenger RNA, 2199 nt
Organism: Sugiyamaella lignohabitans
Lineage: Eukaryota; Fungi; Ascomycota; Dipodascomycetes; Dipodascales; Trichomonascaceae
Gene: IST2
Product: Ist2p
Exons: 1
Coding region: 1-2199 (732 amino acids)
Biological process (GO): chloride transmembrane transport
Cellular component (GO): cortical endoplasmic reticulum
Molecular function (GO): chloride channel activity
Source: RefSeq, a predicted model, not a curated record